AUGACGAAACCACGUCGUGGGGUCAAGUUCCCCCAUCGCAACGGCCAGGCCGACGGUCGUAGGGCAAGCAUCAGCGAAGUCAGCGAAGAUGGCUCUGGGUCGCCGAUACGCGCGAGAAACGGAACGAAGCUCGGAGAUAUUGGCGAGAAGGAGGUCACCGAGCAGCGACCACCGCCGUCGCAGCCAGACAAGUCCGACUACGAGAAGAAGAAGGCCAACUUUAUAACGCGAACCUUCUGGACAUUUGUUAUGAUUGCCGGCUUCUUCGCUGCUCUUUUCAUGGGCCACAUCUACAUCAUCGCAGUCAUGACCGCCAUACAGAUUAUCUCCUUCAAGGAGGUUAUCGCCAUUGCAUCCGUACCAAGCCGUGCAAGGGACAUCAAGGCCACCAAGACUCUGAACUGGUACUGGCUAGCAACGACAAUGUACUUCUUAUAUGGCGAAAGUGUCAUAUACUACUUCAAGCACAUCGUUUUGGUCGACAAGGUCUUGCUGCCCCUGGCCACUCACCACCGCUUCAUCAGCUUCGUCCUCUACGUCACCGGCUUCGUCUUCUUUGUCGGCAGCCUCAAGGCCGGCCACCUCAAGUUCCAGUUCACCAACUUCGCUUGGACGCACAUGGCUCUCUAUAUGAUCGUCGUCCAGGCACAUUUCAUCAUGAACAAUGUGUUUGAAGGCAUGUUCUGGUUCUUCCUUCCUGCUUCGCUUGUCAUCACCAACGACAUCUUUGCCUACAUCUGCGGUAUCACUUUCGGCCGCACGCAGUUGAUCAAGCUGAGCCCCAAGAAGACGGUCGAGGGAUUCGUUGGCGCCUGGGUAUUCACCGUCAUCUUUUCCGUCUUCUUCGCCAAUAUCCUCAUGCGCAGCAAGUAUUUCAUUUGCCCCGUCAACGACUUGGGUGCCAACAUAUUCACUGGGCUUGAGUGCGACCCCAACCCUGUGUUCCUACCACACACGUACAAGCUUCCCGAGCUUCUUUUCCUUCCCGAGCCGUACAAGCACUUCAGCAUCACCACGGAACCUAUUCAACUCCACGCCAUUGUCAUUGCAACUUUCGCAUCCCUCAUCGCGCCUUUUGGCGGCUUCUUCGCAUCCGGCCUCAAGCGCACGUUCAAGAUCAAGGACUUCGGCGACUCCAUUCCCGGACAUGGCGGCAUGACCGAUCGUAUGGAUUGUCAAUUUGUCAUGGGCUGCUUUGCCUAUAUGUAUUUUCAUACUUUCAUUGCAACGAACAAGGUCUCCUACGGCCAUGUGAUGGAGCUCGCUAUCACCGGCUUGUCGGUCGAGGAGCAGAUCGAGCUCAUGAAAGGAAUGGGUCACUACCUCGAAAAUCAGGGCGUCUGGGGUUCAAAGGUUGUGGCAUGUCUCGACAACGCUUUUCCUGCGAAAAGGUAG
Messenger RNA from Truncatella angustata, 1395 nucleotides. RefSeq names its product cytidylyltransferase. Lineage: Eukaryota; Fungi; Ascomycota; Sordariomycetes; Amphisphaeriales; Sporocadaceae. Gene Ontology annotation, molecular function: phosphatidate cytidylyltransferase activity. Bases 1 to 1395 code for a protein of 464 amino acids. The transcript is spliced from 2 exons. The record is from RefSeq and is a predicted model, not a curated record. Gene Ontology annotation, cellular component: endoplasmic reticulum membrane.